Molecule: messenger RNA, 1230 nt
Organism: Diabrotica balteata
Lineage: Eukaryota; Metazoa; Arthropoda; Insecta; Coleoptera; Chrysomelidae
Source: the annotation of a GenBank genome assembly
AUCGAUGUUCUGUCAAAUUAUUAAAUACAUUUAUGUUUAUCGAAAUUUGUAAUGAAAACUGAAACAUCCAAAAGAAAAGUGGACAUAUUUUACCCAUGUUCGGUGCAUUUGCUCACCAAUGGAUCAGUCGUAGAUUGCGAAUACAAAUUGGAGAACAUAGGCAACGAUCUAUUAGAUUAUAUUUGUGAGUAUCUGCAUGUAGAACAAAAGUGUUACUGGGGGCUGAGGUACGUAGAUGAAUAUGGACAAAAACAUUGGUUGGACGAAAAUAAACUAAUCCAUUCUCAGGUGAAGAACACAAGUUUGAUGCAUUUCUAUUUUAGAGUUAAAAUAUAUCCGCCUGAUCCAUAUAAAGUUUCUGAUGAUGAGGCCAAGUACCAAAUAUUCAUGCAGCUUAGACUAGAUUUAGUUAGUGGCAAACUAGGAUGUAAGUCCUGCGAUGCAGUUAUGCUGAUUGCGUUAAUACUACAAUACUCUUGUGGAGACUUUGACGACGAAGUGCAUUUGGGCAAUUAUGUUCAAGAAAAAAUUGUCAUGAACCAAACUUUCAGUAUAGAAAUGAAAGCUAUAGAAAUACAUAAAAACUAUUUGAAAGGUAUUACCAUAUAUCAAGCAGAAGACCUUUUCCUGCGUAUGGCUUGUCAACUGGAGACUUAUGGUGUGGAACCGUAUCUCGUAGAAAAUAUUUACAGCGACAAAAUGACUUUGUGGAUUAAUUAUAAAGGAGUAGCAGCUUAUAAAGGAGGAAGGGAAGUGCACAAGUUCGACUGGAUGUCUAUAUUAAAUGUUACUCAAGAAGACGAUAGAUUAGUACUAAAUUUAACUACCGAAGAUAGCAUAAAGUUUUACUGUUUCACUACAGCCCAAUGUGAUUACAUUUACCAAGCAACGUUAGCUGCUUUUGCAUAUUUCACCUCGAUUAACAGAAAAAACAUUGCAUCUCAAGUUCAAGAUAGAGAAGAUAGUCUUAAAAGUGUUGAAAGGGUUGAGGUGGGUUCAGAAAUAGAAGUCUUAAAUUCCAGUAUUAUUUUAGAUAGCUCUUCUUCAUUGGUGAUUAUAUACAAAGCAUGUACAUUGUUUAAAAAAUUUCGGUAUCUUCUAUUUAUCGCGAUGAUGUGCAUUUUUAUAAAAGUUUUUCGUGUUAUUAGCUGGGGUAGUCCUGAAAUUUAUAGUCAGAGAACCUGGUACCAGAAUUAUCUGUACAUUUUUAAUUAGACCUUAAGAAAUAAA